CAGAGCACCAGUCUUCUUCUGAUGAACUCAGGCACUGUUUGAAGACACAACAGGACUGAUCUUUGAUGCAGAGAUGGUUUUCUGGAGCUGUUUAUUGCUGUUUAUUUUCUUUCUCUGGCUCAGAGUGUCACCUGCUAAUGCUGAGAACUGGAAUGCUACAGUGCCCAAAUCAGUGGUGGGUUUGUCGGGAUCAUGUGUGGAGAUUCCCUGUACGUUCGUCUACCCGACAAAGGAUCAAAUAUACACAGAAUUUACAGGGAUUUGGUUAAAAAAAAAUGAAGAAUCUACAGUAUACAAUCCAGACGCCUCAAAAAUCAUUGAUUCAUUCAAAGGUCGCACGAGUCUCAUUGGUGAUUUGCGCAAAAAUGACUGUUCUUUGAAAAUCAGCUCUUUGAGCAGCAGUGACGCUGGACAAUUCGUGUUCCGGAUUGAGAUUGAACAACUGGACAUGUACACAUAUAAAAAGGGAAACGAAAUAGUUUCUCUAAUAGUGCAAGAAACAGCAGAGAAUCCUACGGUCUUUGUGGAAGAGGAAGCGACAUCAGGGAAACCGGUGACUGCUACCUGUAACGUGUCUCAUUCCUGUCCGUCAGAACCGCCUCGUGUCACAUGGAGCCACAACGGCACACGCUCGAGUCCGUCACAGACGCAAAAUAGUACAUCUUACAGCCUGACCUUCACUCCUUCUAGAGAAGACCACAAUAAAAUUCUCACCUGCUCUGCAGAGUUUAAAGGGAAGACAGUGACAGGCUACAAAACACUCAAAGUUAAAUAUCCUCCAUAUAAUGUACACGUGGUCACUAAAUCGUCAGUGAAGGAAAAUGACUCUGUGGAACUGACCUGCUCCAGUGACAGCAAUCCUCCUGCGAACAGCUACGAGUGGUUCACCUCAAAUGGGACGAUGUUAGCAAACAGCCCAACUUACAAACUAGAGAAAGUUUCUCGACAUACUGAGGCCAUUUCCUGUACAGCCAUUAACACAUUGGGAAAAAACAGUUCUGGUCGACAGAAAAUUAACGUUCUGUAUCCUCCAUAUAAUGUAAACGUGGUCACUAAAUCGUCAGUGAAGGAGAAUGACUCUGUGGAACUGAGCUGCUCCAGCAACAGCAAUCCUCCUGCAAACAGCUACAAGUGGUUCAGUCUAAAUGGGACGAUGUUAGCAAACAGCCCAACUUACAAACUAGAGAGAGUAUCUCGACAUACUGAGGCCAUUUCCUGUACAGCCAUUAACACAGAGGGACAAACCAGUUCUAGUCUACAAAUACCGAAUAUAUUGUAUCCUCCUGAGAUUAAAAGUGAAUCUUCUUGCCAGUCUACGAUAUUGACGGUCUGUGUCUGUAUUGUGGACUCCAACCCUCUCAGUGAAGUCAAGUGGUUUGGUCCAGAUUCCUCAAAAACCUUCUCCAGCACCAGCAUUAAACAAAACGAGUCUCUUACCAUAUUCACCCUACAGGGUUGGCUGGGUUUCCCAGAGACUGUCCAGUGCUUUGCCAAUAACAGUCUGGGAAGCUCUUCCAUAACUCUGGAAGCUCCUCAAAAAGGCAUAAUGACAUACAUUGCUGUUGCUUCAGCUGUUGUAGUUGUUUUAGUUGCCAUUCUAGUGUAUGUUGUGGGAAGACGAUGUAGGAAGAGAGCUACACAACGACUUGUAAUAAAGAAUGUACAGAAUGAAAUGAAGACGACCCCAAACAAGUUUGAAUUAGAAAAGAAAGAAGACAAGAGCAGUGGUGGAGAUAAUUACACAAACCCAGACGGUCAUUUUUAUGACAACUGGAUGCAUGAUACAAGACCAAUCUUAUCUGACAGCGCCUUGGAAGACAAAGCAGUCUACAGAAACGGGUCGAACUUUGAUGCAGAGAUGUUUUUCUGGAGCUAUUUAUUGUCACUCUUUCUCUGGCUCAGAGUGUCACCUGGUAGUGCUGAUGAUUGGAGAGCUAAUGUGCCCGAAUCAGUGGUGGGUUUGUCUGGAUCAUGUGUGGAGAUUCCCUGUAAGUUCAGCUACCCAGCAAAGAAAACAUACACAGAAUUUACAGGGAUUUGGUACAAGGGAAACGGUGAAUCUACAGUAUACCAUACAGACACCUCAAAAAUCACUGACACAUUCAAAGGUCGCACUAGUCUCAUUGGUGAUUUGCGCAAAAAUGACUGUUCUUUGAAAAUCAGCUCUCUGAACCGCAAUGACGCUGGACAAUACAUGUUCCGGAUUGAGAUUAAAGAUUUGGACAAGUACACAUAUAAAAAGACAGAAGAAAUCGUUUCUAUAACAGUGAAAGAAACACCAGAGAAUCCUUCCAUCUCCGUGGAAGAGGAAGUGACAUCAGUGAAACCGGUGACUGCUACCUGUAUCGUGUCUCAUUCCUGUCCGUCAGACCCACCUCGUGUCACCUGGAACCACGACGGCACACGCUCGAAUCUGCCACAGCCGCAAAAUCACGGUCAAUGGAAGCAAACAUCUUACACCCUGAUCUUCACUCCUUCUAGAGAAGACCAUAAUAAAAUUCUCAGCUGCUCUGCAUUGUUUAAAGGGAAGACAGUGACAGGCUCCAAAACGCUCAAAGUUAAAUAUCCUCCAUAUAAUGUAAAGGUGAUCACUAAAUCCCCAGUGAAAGAGAAUGGUUCCGCUGAACUGAUUUGCUCCAGUGACAGCAACCCUCCUGCCAAUAUCUAUGAGUGGUUCAGGUCAAACGGGAUAAAGUUAGGACAAACUGCAACUUACAAACUGGAGAAAGUGUCUCGGUAUACUGAGGCUAUUUCCUGUACAGCCAUCAACACAGUGGGACAAAACAGUUCUGGUCGACAGAAAAUUAAUGUGCUGUAUCCUCCAUAUAAUGUAAACGUGGUCAGUAAAUUGCCAGUGAAGGAAAAUGACUCUGUGCAACUGAACUGCUCCAGUGACAGCAAUCCUCCUGCAAACAGCUACGAGUGGUUCAGCUUAAAUGGGACGAUGUUAGCAAACAGCCCUUUUUAUAAACUGGAGAAAGUAUCUCGGCAUACCGAGGUCAUUUCCUGUACAGCCAUUAACACAUUGGGAAAAAACAGUUCUAGUCCAUGGAAACUUAAUGUACUGUAUCCUCCCGAGAUUAAAAGUAAGUCUUCUUGCCAGUCUACGAUUUUGACGGUCUGUGUUUGUAUUGUGGACUCCAACCCUGCAAGUGAAGUCAAGUGGUUUGGUCCAGAUUCCUCGAAAACCUUCUCCAGCACCAGCAUUAAACAAAAUGAGUCUCUUACCAUAUUCACCCUACAGGGUUGGCUGGGUUUCCCAGAGACUGUCCAGUGCUUUGCCAAUAACAGUCUGGGAAGCUCUUCUAUAACUUUAAAAGCUCCUCAAAAUGGCAUAAUAUACAUUAUGGUUACUUCAGCUGUUGUGGUUGUUUUAGUUGCCAUUCUAGUGUAUGUUGUAAGAAGACGCUGUGCGAACAGAGCUGCACAACAACCUGUAAUGAAGAAUGUACAGAAUGAAAUGAAGACAAGUCCAAACAAGUCUGAUUUAGAAAACAGUAAAGAAGAUAAAGGCAGCGAUGGGGAUAUUUACACAAACUGCCAGGAAGGUCAUGUUUAUGACAACUGGGGGCGUGAUACGAGACCAUUCUCAUCUGACCAUGCAUUGGAAGAUGAAGCAGUUUAUGCUAACACGUGAAGAAAAGAACACGGGUCGUCCUACCAGAAAUGACAGAUCAAGGAGGCAAACAAAUGUUUGUUGACUUCCGUAAUUAUAUUAUGCCCUGUAAAUGUUUAGAGCCAAAAGGUCUUGCAACUGAGAAAAAAAUGUACUGUAUGUGAAUCUAAUACAAUCAAAAGCUUUUGUUAUAUAAAGAAUGCAUCUUUAAUAACAAAAUGUUCAUAUGAAUGAUACGUAUAGUGCAAUUGCGUUUAAAUGCCAUUCCAAGUCAUCAAAUUGUAUAAAUAGUAUAUACAGUACUGUAUUACAGAAAUAAAAUGUGUUGUAAAUAUAA
Messenger RNA from Labeo rohita (rohu), 3953 nucleotides. RefSeq lists its product as uncharacterized. The record is from RefSeq and is a predicted model, not a curated record. Bases 74 to 3637 code for a protein of 1187 amino acids. The transcript is spliced from 21 exons. Lineage: Eukaryota; Metazoa; Chordata; Actinopteri; Cypriniformes; Cyprinidae.